GAGGUCGAACAUUGAGACAAUGGACUCAUUGACCCAGAUGGUGAAUAUGUCCUCAGCAUCCAAUGAAGCAGUGAGGUAUCCGGCAUGGAACUGGCGGGAUUGGAAAGGGUUUUUGUCCCGACUGUUUUGUCCUGUACCAGCGAUAAGACAAUAUCAGUACUUCCGCAUGACGACGGAAGAGCCAGGUGUGGUCACAAUGCGCACGAGAGUCGGAUGUCCAGAGGUCAAGGUUACAGUGACUAUGGAUGGCGUCCAUAUUCCAUACCAACAACCGCAUAUUGUAGAGGCCAAAGGACUCAGCCGAAACAGACAGGAGUACUUGUACAAAGUUGUCAGGCCAUAUCUCAGCGAUGCUAACAAGGAUGCUACUUGCCCUUGCCCAGAAACAUCACUAUAGUUAUGUCGUCGCAUCUAUCGCAUCUACGGCGAAAGAUUACACACAUUAUAAUGUCAA
This is a messenger RNA of Dreissena polymorpha, 454 nucleotides long. RefSeq lists its product as uncharacterized. Lineage: Eukaryota; Metazoa; Mollusca; Bivalvia; Myida; Dreissenidae. The transcript is spliced from 2 exons. The record is from RefSeq and is a predicted model, not a curated record. The coding region runs from base 20 to 397 and encodes 125 amino acids.